AUGCACUCAAACGGCUAUAUCCAUAGAGACAUAAAGCCAGAGAAUAUUUUACUAGACAAAAACAACAACGUUAAGAUUGGAGAUUUCGGGCUUUCCAGGUAUCUAACUACAUCAUCUGUGGGAGGGACUCCUUUUUACUAUUCUCCAGAAAUGUGAAGAGGGGUUCUCCCAUCCAAAGAAAGCGACAUAUGGGCUCUUGGGAACGUUUUAUAUUUCCUUUGCCAGCUUAAGCAUCCAUUUGAAGGAAAUGCUUAUAAAGUUCAGAAUGAAAGACACUCACCUAUUAGAGAUUAUUACUCGAAUGAGCUUAACUCCCCCUCCGUGAGUGAAAAAAACCAUUGGAAAAGUCCCUAUUUUUUGCCGCCCUCCAUGAGCGAACAAAAAUUUUAAAAAAAAAUUUAAUAUAUAAGUGAUAAUGAUUAUAACGAAAUUUCUAGCUAAUUCUUUUUAAUUUUAAACAGCUUGCAUUUUAAAACAUAAAUUUUACAAAUUAAAUAAAUAUUUGCUUUCCAGGUUUUGCAAUUGGGAGUUUUUUAAAUUUCGAAAAAAAAUUUUAUAAAUUUUAAAUAGCAAAAAAUUAACCCUCUCCUCGAGCAACAAAAUUUCUUGCUCGCUCACGAAGGGGAAAGUAAGUAUAUAGUUGAUUGGUGCAUGAAAAAAGAAAUGAGCGAAAGACCCUCUAUAAAUGACAUUUUAAGCCAAAAUUUUGUGAUUGAAAAAGUAAAUACUUUGGGGAUAAAAAUUCCUUCGCUUUCUAUUGUAGAGCGUCUCAUGAGAAGCAAUAGGAGUAGCUUUGAAGAGGAAAAAAGCAUUUCCUAUAACAAAGCUAGAAAGUCAGCCUCACCACCUAGAAAUAAAUUGAUAAUGCAGAGUGAACAGCUAAAAGCUACUAGACUUGCAGGGUCUGGAGAUUAUAAAUCACCAUAUGAUAAAAUGAUAUUAGCUAUUGUGGAUAAUUUUUUUGUGUACCAACAUACUAAUCCCCCUUGAUUAAAGAGCGAAGUAUAGAUAAAUCCCCAGAAUUUUUUUUAAAAAUUAUUUGAUAUAUAAUUAAUGAUUAUAAUAAUGAAUUGCUCAAUAAUUAUAUUAAAAUUUAGAAUGUUUCCACCAAAAAAUAUUAUAAAUUUAAAUAAAUUAACCAUUAAUAAGCUAGCUCAAAAUCUUUUCAGAGGAAUAAGUGUCCAUAUUGUGGAAGAUCGUUUAGCGAAUAUUUUGGGAAUAUGCAUAUUCCGAUUUGCGCGAAAAAAGCUAAGGCUGAACAGUUAAAAAAAGGAGGAAAACAACCACCUCCAAGAGCUGGCAAAAGAUAA
Molecule: messenger RNA, 1310 nt
Organism: Blepharisma stoltei
Lineage: Eukaryota; Ciliophora; Heterotrichea; Heterotrichida; Blepharismidae
Source: the annotation of a GenBank genome assembly